Morchella importuna is the source of this 897-nucleotide messenger RNA. RefSeq lists its product as uncharacterized. The transcript has a single exon. Lineage: Eukaryota; Fungi; Ascomycota; Pezizomycetes; Pezizales; Morchellaceae. Bases 1 to 897 code for a protein of 298 amino acids. The record is from RefSeq and is a predicted model, not a curated record.
AUGCAGAUCUUCCAUCUUCUUACCCUCCUCGGAGCUCUAUCAACCGUGCAUGGGCGACACCACAACCGACAUGUCCACCGCCGCGGGAUUCCAUUUCUCAAAGACGGGACAGAGCCGCUGGGAGUCAAUGUUCUCGUAGACGGGCCACCAAAUAACGCUGUAGUUUCCGUAGGCCUUCCGCCCGAUAAUGCUGUUGUCAGUAUUGUUCCUGGAGUUGUGAACGGGGCCACAAGCGUACUGGCGAACCCCACGGCCGUGGUGACAAUAAUCUACGGUACCGGGAUUAGUAGUGCAGUCGGCGGCGUGGUUUCAACGGCACUGGGCAGUGUCGAGACGGUGGUUGGGUCGGUGGUGUCGUCGUUGUUGCCUACUCUUACUAUUCCUAUUACCAUCCCUACUAUUUUGCCUACUAUUAUCGCUAGUAGUGCUAAUAGUAGCGGAACAACACCGGCGCCGAUCACUACUAGUUCCACCCCGGCAAGCGUGACGACUGCGCCAGUGCCGAGCUCUAGCUCUACUUCGACCACACGGACAUUCAACUUCGUAUCGCCCUACGUGCCCUACUCGAGCUCCACCACCGCAGAAUCCUCGUCAUUCACAACAAUCUCGUAUUCGCUCAGCUCUAGCACCAUUUCACCGUCACCCUCACCCUCACCGUCACCGUCAUCCUCAUCUUCCUCCUCCGCCUCACAAUCCACCAGCUCCAACAGCUCCACCUCCACCUCCUCCACCUCCUCUUCAUCCUCCUCCUCUUCAUCCUCCAGCUCAACAGCAACAGUAACAUUCACACCCUCACACACCUUCGUCUACAUGCAGCCCACCGAAACCGCCGGCGCCCACCUCGGCAUGGACACCCCCUGCUACAACUCCAGCUGCGCAAACCCGACAGCGGCAUGA